AUGAGCUCUCGCAGCAGCAGCGGCGGCGGCCAGGCCUCCCAGAUGAUGGCCUUCUCGGAGCAUUCGCUGCCGAAGCCGAUCGCCGGCCACCCGCAGCCGCAGCCGUCCCCGCCGUCGUCGCCGAGCGAACGGCCGGCGCCUCGCGGCAGGCGGCGCGCGCAGGAGCCCGGGCGCUUCCUGGGCGUGCGCCGGCGGCCGUGGGGCCGGUACGCGGCCGAGAUACGCGACCCGACCACCAAGGAGCGGCACUGGCUCGGCACCUUCGACACGGCGCAGGAGGCCGCCCUGGCCUACGACCGUGCCGCGCUCUCCAUGAAGGGCGCGCAGGCGCGCACCAACUUCGUCUACGCGCACGCCGCCUACAACAACUACCCGCCCUUCCUCGCGCCGUUCCACGCGCAGCAGCAGCCCGCCGCCUACGCGUCCUCCACCAUGCCGUACGGCGGGCAACAGCGCGCGGGCGCGGCGGCGCCGCACAUUGGCAGCUCGUACCACGGCCACGGCUACCACCAGCAGGGCCCGGGCGCCGGCGCGGGCGAGUGCUCCAUGCCGGUGCUCAAUGCCGCGGAUCACGGCGCCAGCAGCCCGAUGGACGUGCGCGGCAGCGGCGGCCACGACUUCCUCUUCCCCAGCGCCGACGACAACUCCGGGUACCUGAGCAGCGUGGUGCCGGAGAGCUGCCUCCGGCCCCGCGGCGGCGACCUGCAGGACGCGCGGCGCUACUCCGUGUCCGACGCCGACGCCUACGGGCUGGGCCUCCGGGAGGACGUGGACGACCUAGCGUCGAUGGUGGCCGGCUUCUGGGGCGGCGCCGACGCGGCGUACGGCGGGUUCGCCCCCGCGAACGGCGGCGGCCACGACAUGGUCGCCUCGUCGCAGGGCUCCGACAACGGCUACUCCCCCUUCAGCUUCCUCUCACACUGAAGCAAAUGCACCGGCAUUGCUCGAUCUUAGCCUCUUACGUACUCAGUGGUCUGCUGUGCCCAGUCGGCCAUUAGCUAGGUAGUGUUUGCUUCGUGAGUUCGAUCGAUCGAUCAUAGUAGAAGAUCGUGAAGAAGAGUGGCUUGUUUCGGUGCCCUAGCUUAGCGGAUGCUCACAUCCAUGUACUUAGGCUCUUUCAAUUAGCAGCACUAUUACUACGUACUAGUACUACUAGUAGUAGUAAGUUUUCAUGCAUGCACGAGUGACAUGCUUACUUUUUACUGUAUCUCUCUAAGCAUAUUACAGUCUCUCUCU
Triticum dicoccoides is the source of this 1236-nucleotide messenger RNA. RefSeq names its product ethylene-responsive transcription factor FZP-like. Gene Ontology annotation, biological process: regulation of DNA-templated transcription. The coding region runs from base 1 to 924 and encodes 307 amino acids. The record is from RefSeq and is a predicted model, not a curated record. The transcript has a single exon. Lineage: Eukaryota; Viridiplantae; Streptophyta; Magnoliopsida; Poales; Poaceae. Gene Ontology annotation, molecular function: DNA binding; DNA-binding transcription factor activity.